This is a messenger RNA of Sungouiella intermedia, 2022 nucleotides long. NCBI's taxonomy places the organism in Eukaryota, Fungi, Ascomycota, Pichiomycetes, Serinales, Metschnikowiaceae. The record is from the annotation of a GenBank genome assembly.
AUGUCAUCUGAAUGCAUUUGGUACAAAUCCACAAACAAACUCAAAAUCGGUGGUGUCAGCCGGUAUAAAAUUAGGUUUGAGAGUUCUGAUGACUCCCGAAAAGAAAUAUAUCUACGUAUCAAGAACUUAACCAACACGAGUCUUCGGGCAAUCCACUUGCUAAACGGACCUCUUGCCUUCUACUGCCAUGUCAUUCCUGGAAAUUAUUCUCACAGGCAGAAGUUUAGUCCUACUGAAGAAAAUGGUGAUGGUGAAGUUUAUUUCCGAAAUUCCGUCAAACCCGGUCAAACCUGUAACGUCAGGCUUUUGUUGAACAAGAACAGUCUUGUGGAAGAGAAAAACAGUUUGAAAAUUUAUGAGUGGUACUGCGAUGUAGUAUCCCAAAUUGUUCUCAAUAGGAGAGUAACCAUGACCUUUAUACUUGUGAUUGGAGAUGAUCUUCCCCAGAUGAGAAUGCUCACGCGAUCGACUCUAACAAAUUUGUCCAAGGGAAAUUUCCAAGCAUUGGAGAACGAAAGAUUCAAAUAUGAUACUAAAUAUUUUAGUCAUCCAGGAUUGGACGUGGAUUAUCAAUCGGAGGUGGACAUUUGGAGUGGGCCGCCUCCGAAUCCCGAUAAGCCGAUCCAUUUGGUCAUUCUCACUCAUGGAAUAUUUUCUAAUUUGACAGCAGACAUGUUGUACGUCCGAGAUGAGCUUUCGAAAUUGAAGAACGAGAACGUUGUCGUUGAAGGCUACCGUGACAAUGCCGGUCGAACUGAAAAAGGUAUUCACCGACUUGGUGCCGGGGUAUCCAACUAUGUCACCGGGCUCAUUGAAGAGUACCAGAGCAAUGGGACAGUUAUUGAUAGCAUUUCUUUUGUGGGACAUUCACUUGGAGGGCCAGUUCAGUUGUAUGCACUUAAACAUAUUCUUCAGAUCAAGGGAAAUAACUACUUCCAAGAUAACAACAUCAAGCUACGGCAUUUUGUCUGCAUGGCCAGCCCGAUGCUUGGUGUAUUGAGUGAAAUGAGUCUCUUGAUUUCGUGGUUUUUAGACUUGGGCACAUUGGGAAAGACUGGGCGUGAUUUGACAUUGCUGAAAAAACUCCCACAUUACACCAAACAUUCCGAAGGGCUGAAACGAUCAAUGUUUGCCCCUGUCCUCGAGACCUUACCCGAUGAGCCAAUCCACACACUUUUAAAGCAAUUUGAACUGAGAACAGUGUAUGCUAACGCAGUUAAUGAUGGUAUUGUUCCAUUGAGAACAAGUGCCCUUCUAUAUCUUGAUUGGGAAGCAAUGGGUGACGUGAAUGCCAUAAAGGAAAACAAUGAAAUUGUUGAACCUCACCACUCAAGACUUCUGACGGAAACCAAUGCUAGUGGAAACGAUGUUGGAGAAGUCGAAGAUGAUAGUCACACAAGCAUCGCAAAAAAGUACUCCAACUUCUUGACUUCCACUUUGAACAUCAAUGGUGACAGAAAAAUUGGUUCCCCAGAUAAGAAGAGGCAUAGAUUGACCAAGCGGGCCAGGCGCUAUGCAAAAAUCAACGCUAAGAGCAGUGACAGUACCACUUCUGAUGUAGAAGAUGACAUCGAUGAUAACGAAGCAGAAACGACAGCAUCGGAUACCAGCCCUACACAGGUUAAUAUUCCUCCAAAAGCAUCAGCAGUUGAAUCAGCAUUUAACACACUUCUUUGUCCUAUACCAUCGAGUGGUUAUAUUAUGAUUCCUGAUACGAGGAGCCCUGUCAUUUUUCACGAUAAGUACUACCAUUUCAGCAAGAUCCCUCCUGAAGAAAAGAAAACUGGAGGGCUACUCAAAUUCUUCAAGUACACAGACUGGAGAAUGGAUAAGCAGGUGAAGAUCGCCCGCAAAUAUCAUGCACCUGAGCUCAGUUGGAGAAAAGUGUUGGUUAAACUUCCUCCAGAUGCACAUAAUAAUAUAGUUGUACGACGCAGGUUUGCGAAUGGCUACGGGUGGGGGGUAAUUGAUCACUUGACAGAUGAAAUUUUCUCUCCAGCAAGAAUCAGGGCAAAAAUAUGA